GCCUGGAAAAACUACCUGGAAAACCCAUUAACGGCAGCAACAAAGGCCAUGAUGAGCAUUAAUGGUGAUGAUGAAAGUGUGGCUGCUUUAAGUCUCCUCUAUGACUAUUAUAAGGUUCCAAAACAGGAAAGACUGAUACUGCCCGGAAAAGUAAAUCGUCCCUGUGAAGCAAAUGCUGUAAGGAGGCAUAACACUGGGACUGAAUUUGAUAUUGACCACAUUUCAUUCCUGGAAAAUUCAAUUCCAACGAUAAAACCUUUGCCUGAAGAUACCAUUAUGUCCACGGAGUUUUCCGAUCCAGGCAGAAGAUCUCAACGAUUCAAUUCAGACUCGAGCUUUCCUGUUCCCAAGUCUCAGCCAUUGAUGGAUAACUGCAUCACAGAUUUAUAUGACUGCAACCUCACUGAAUCAUUUGAUAACAUUUUAAUGGCACAGCCACAGCAGAGAUGGACGGCGGAGAACAUGCCAGAUGAGGCCUUUUUUAAUGAUUUGAUAAGACCACCUUGUGUUGAAGACGAUGUUACGAACAAUAAACCAAGGGUCGACUUUGAGUACGUGCUGGAGGCACCUAAAUCUGUCAACCAGAAACCUGGGGAAGAAUCGCUGGGUUACCUCAACAAAGGACAGUUUUAUCCCGUCACACUGAGAGCUGUGGAGAGUGACAAGUGUUUGCAAUCACAACCAACCAAAGUUCGAAGUAUGGUAAUGGCUGUAUUUGACAAUGGAAAGAGCCAAGAAGACCAACUGAAGUAUUGGAAACACUGGCAUUCCCGACAGCACACUGCAAAGCAACGAAUCAUUGAUUUUGCAGAUUACAAGGAAAGCAACAGCACCAUCAGCUGUGUUGAAGAAGUGGCAUUCAACGCUCUCUCAUUCAUCUGGGACACCAGCAAGGAAGCAAAGGUUCACAUUGGAAUUAACUGCCUGAGUACAGACUUCUCCACACAGAAGGGAGUCAAAGGUCUACCCUUGAAUCUCCAGAUAGACACAUAUGACUAUGAAAGCAAAUCGGACAAGCCUAUUCACCGGGCCAUCUGCCAGAUUAAGAUAUUUGUGGACAAGGGCGCUGAGAGAAAAAUGAGAGAUGAAGAACGCAAACAAUCUAAAAGAAAAAGCAAGUAUCCAGACUCCACCACGGACGCUGUGUCUAACAGAAGGAUUCCACAGCCAGACCACAAAGCAAAUGAUAUCACAUAUUUUAAAACCGUGACAGAUGUAAUUUCUUCUCCUGUAUUAUUCACCCCAGAAGUCCAUUUCCUUUAUUCACAGCGAACUGGAUUGGGGCAUUCGAUGGGUUGUGACGUCCCACAUCCUGAGAGGUACCCAUUAAAAAGAGGAAGCAAGACACUGUACAAUGGUGAAGUGGAUUUGCCAAUCAAACUUGCCAAGCUUUAUGAACCAGAGAGAGUGCUGUUAUAUGUACGUAGGGAGUGUGAAGAGGUUUUCGAUGCCUUAAUGUUGAAAACUCCUAAUCUUAAUGGAUUGAAGAGUGCUAUCUCAGAAAAGUAUGGGCUGGUUGAGGAGAGAAUCUGCAAAAUUUACAAGAAGUGCAUGAAAGGAAUUUUGGUGAACAUGGAUGAUAACAUUGUGCAGCAUUACUGUAACCAUGCUGCAUUUUUGGUGGAAGUAAAGGACAUAUAUGGAAGCUAUCAAAUAACACUUAAAGAGGUUUAAGGAGACUCAACAUUCCUAGAAGUACAGAAUAUAGAAAAGACCAGGAAUUACUCUACCUCUGUCCCUCUGUCCAUGAACAUUUACUAUUGGCUGCUUUGGACCAAAGAUUUUUGUGCCGCUCUUCUCUUCUGAGCUAACAACAAAACAGGUUUGCUUAAGCCAAGCGUGAAGAGUUCAAUAUUGCCUUAACUUUAUUCUACACUUGUCUGGGUGAUAGCUGAAGCAAUUGUUUUUCUUCUACAUCUACACCGCUCACGAUGUUCCUUUCGGGAUCUGAAAGUCAUAUAUAUUUUCACUCCAUCUAACCAAACUCUGCGGACUGUUGGACUGUCUACCAGGCUGCCAACCUGUCAUGUAUAUUUCAGUAUGUCACAGCGUGUGAUAUUUUGGAACUAUUUGUUCAUUUCUGUAAUUUACUUGUUUUAUAAAACCACAAUUCAAUAUUUUCAGAUUUCCAGCCGGUUUCUCAAUAUAUAGUAUUUACACAAAUGGAUUACUAUUUAUGGUGCUCAUGAAGUAUUUGGAAGAAUUCAUUGCUCAUAAAGAAACAUUAUUUUCUUCUAAGGAGGGGGGCCCUGCCUCCAAUACUUUAAAAAGACAUUUAUUUCCUCUUUAAAUAUUACUGUGUAAUUCCACUGAAACACACUUCCCUAAAAUACAGCAAGAGUCUGCCCCAUCUUUCUUUAAUGUUUCAGUGGAAGAAGUAUUUGUGUGUAUUCACUUUUAAUGCUGCAGAUGGUCCAAGCUCAUCCUGAUGUGAUCAAGAAUUUCCAUAGAUUAUCAGCAUGUACAGAACUUAAGUCAUGGUGUUUUGUAAUCAUAUCAUGAUUUGAGACCUUUAAAGCAUUGUACUCUGCUUGCUUGUAAAAUACUGUAUCAUAGGAUAGUAACUCCACUACCAAAGUACUACUCGGGUUACUAGGUUUAAAAUUUUUGUAGCCCUAAUAACUGCCCAAUUCAAUGAAAGAAGAUUUUGUUUAUGCCCUUUCGAAGCAAGUACUUUCCUUGAUUGGACACAUGAAAUUAAUCAAGGAAGGAGUGCUUUUCUUUGCAAAAGCAUUGUUUCCUAUUAAGUUCAAUAACAUUUUUAUUAAGUUUGCAAAUUUGAUGAUCACUCAUCUGACUAAUUAUUUGCAGAAAUGUGACAUUUCCAUGCCUGAAGAUAUGGUAAUAAGAAUGAGUAGAGAAUUCUGUCUUCAUCUGACUGAUUUACGAAAUGUUGAUUUCAAAUUGUUUGCUAAUACUUUUGAGAACACUAACUUGGGUAUGAAGUCAGAGAUGUGCAACAUACUGAAAGAUUUUCUUAACAUUAUUAGAAGAAAACAAGAACAUUUCUUGCAAUGAAUUGUAUUUUGUCAUUACUAUAUUUUUGCAUCUAAUAUGGUCAAUUUUAUUUUUCUUUAAUUUCUUUAUUGUACUCAGGAUCUCCAUGAUGUGAAAGCAUAUAUAUUGUAAAUACAAAGAGUUAGCUUCAAGUAUAGACAUUGUGGUGAUGGACAUUUCACAUUUAUGAUAUGUUUUUCAAACUGAAGAUGAGAUCUCACAAUUGUGGGAUAUAUUUUGGUUAUUCCAUUAUAAUGAGUUAGUAUGUCUGGUGAAACACUCUGAUAUUGUAACUUUCUGGAUGUCAUUAUUGAGUUUAAAUGUCAAGGAGUUAUAUAAGCUUCACUGCCAAAUUCCAGUAAAAAUUUCAAUUGAUGAAAAUAUAACUUUUUUUAAAAAUAGAUCUCCAAAUUGCUGUAUUCCUAGCCUAACAAGGGAAUGAUACUCCAACUGUGUCCAUGUGCCAUUACCUAUUUGCUGUCUUUUGAGUGUUCACAAUGAUUUUUUUAAAAAUUUAAUCAUUCUGAACAAAUUACACUGAAACUUAAAAUGCAUAACAUUUCUAUCAGUUGCAGAUACUCUACAAUUGAGGACUCCCUUCCCCUUAAUACACUCCACCACUUCUUACUCCCUUUUAGUAGGCACCAUUUUUCAAUAUAGACCGGGGUAUUGCACAAGCCUUUGAGGUGUUGCUGAGCAGAUAGAUCUUGGGAUCCUACAGCUCCUUGAAAGUGGCACAAAGCUCGAUAAGGUGGUUCAGAAGGCUGAUGGAAUGCUUGCUUUUAUUAGUCAAGGCACUGAGUUCAAAAGUCAAGAGGUUAUGUUGCAACUUUAUAAAACUCUGGUUAGGCCACAUCUGCAGUAUUGUAUACAAUUCUGGUUGCCCCAAUAGAGGAAGGAUGUUGAGGCUUUGGAGAGGGUACAGAAGAAUUUUAACAGGAUGCUGCCUGGAUUAGCGAGCAUGUGCUAUCAUGAGAGGGUGGAUAAACUUGGGUUGUUUUCUCUGGAGUGCCAGAGGAUGAGAGAAAAUCUGGUAGAGGUUUACAAGAUUAUGAGAGGCGUAGAUAGACUCUCUCUUGGGUUGAAGUGUCUAGUACCGGAGGGUAUGCGUUGAAGGUGAGGGGGGGAGGUUGGUUCAAGGGGGAUGUGAGGGGUAUGUAUAUUAAAGGCUUUUAGAAGAGAUGUUUGGAUAGGCAUUUAGGUGUAAGGAAGAUGGGGGAAUAUAGACAUGGUGUAGAUAGGAGGGAUUAGUGUUUGGGUAUUUUCACAUGCUUUUUAGCUGGUUUGGUAUCACAUUGUGGGCCAGAUUGCCAGCUCCCGUGCUAUACUCUUCUAUGUUCACACCCUUCCUGGGAACCAUUAGAUAGUACAGUUCGUGAUAAAGUCCGUGCGUUUCUUGCUGGAGAUAAGUUGAUUCCAGCCUUGUAACAACAAAACAGAACGCACAGUGUUGAGGUCCACUGCCAUACCUUUAUUCUACAUGUCUCAUGUGGUAACGUAUUUGCCCAUUACUCAGCAUUGUCCUCACUAGUCAUCACAGUGUCUGUUCCUUGUAAAGUGACCGAUGGUACCCACUGUGUUGAAUCAUGAAUUAUAAAGAUGGUGGAGUGGGGAAGCUGUCCGAAAAUGUCAAAGAUCUGUUAAUUUUUCACUUCCAUAAGCACUGCUUCAGCAGGGAACGCCAUUCAGUGUCAACCAAUUAAUGGCAAUGGCAGCCAAGUCCAGGAAGCAUUGAGAGGUGUGAAGACCAAGCUCACCAUGGAAUGCCUUGUUAAACUCGUGCUGCUUAUGGUUUCGCGAGUUAGCCUUUCUUUAUGAGGUAAAUUGCAAAUGCUUGUUCAUCUUUGCCUUGUCUUUUUGAGUCAGAUACUGUGACAAUUGAUUGUAGAUCAUAUAGGAAAAUGGUGAAUGAACAUGCGACACAUUUUAUUA
This is a messenger RNA of Hypanus sabinus (Atlantic stingray), 4929 nucleotides long. RefSeq names its product grainyhead-like protein 3 homolog. Bases 49 to 1674 code for a protein of 541 amino acids. The record is from RefSeq and is a predicted model, not a curated record. Lineage: Eukaryota; Metazoa; Chordata; Chondrichthyes; Myliobatiformes; Dasyatidae. Gene Ontology annotation, biological process: regulation of transcription by RNA polymerase II. Gene Ontology annotation, molecular function: RNA polymerase II cis-regulatory region sequence-specific DNA binding; DNA-binding transcription activator activity, RNA polymerase II-specific. Gene Ontology annotation, cellular component: nucleus. The transcript has 15 exons.